AUGAUGGAAGGUAUAAUUGUAAAUGUUAUUAUUGAUCCUUUAUUUAAAAUUCAUAAUUCAAUUAAUGUUUCAUUAUGUGGAAAACCUAUUAUAAGAACUAUUUUUAUUAGUCCACACGUUCUUGUUAAAAAUAUUUGUACCGAAAUUUUACCUAUUAUUGGUUUAGGUCACUUAUCUACAACUUCUGAAGCUUUAAUUUUAAUUCAUGAUAAUCAAUUGUCACAAUAUGUUAACUCUUUGCCAAGUACAAAUGUUAAUAUUGGAGUUUUAAGAAAUAUUAUUGGUGAACCAAUUACUAUUAGGAUCCCAGCUAAAGGGAAACCUGAAGAUUUUACUGAAGAUGCAAUGAAUAAAAAUCUUUGUUUAAAUUUAAUUAAACUAUUUCUUAAAGAAGCGCCAUAUGUUGAAGAUUUAAUAACAGAUCCUGUUUGUAAAUCCAUUAUAGAAAAAAUUAAAAAUUCUCCAACAAUAUUAACAUCCCCAAUGAUUCCAUUACAAUCACUUUUUUUGGUAAUACAAGUAAUUAAAACAACUUUAUUUAAUAAUCCUAUUAUAAAUAUACAAAGAACACUAUCUAGAUUGUAUUUACCACAAUAUAUUUCUAAUCAAAAUAAUACAAGAAAUAUUAUACAUUCUCCAAUCACUAUUGAAACAACCAAUGAUAAUGAUUUAGAAAAUAAAAUUAGACAACAACAGUCUAAUCAAUUACCUUUCAAUACAUCAACAUUAUUUAAAACAUCUCCUUUUAAAGAUAAUAUUUUAUCUUUAAAUUUUCCAUUGUCAACCAAUGAAUCUAUUUUGAAUAAAAAUAUGUUAUCAUUAACAAAUUCUUAUAGACCUUUAAUACCAUUGAUGACGGAUACACCAAAAAUAACACAAGAUAAUAAUUCUCCUGAAUCUUUUAUAUCUUCAACACAGACACUUACGCUACCCGAUGAAAUGACUGUUCUUGAAAAUUGGUAUAAAAUGGCUGAUUCAUUACCCUCAUUUCUAGAAUUCCAAGUAUUUGCAAAACAUUUAAAUUCAAUUUUUAAUCAUUCAGAAGCAUCAGAGAUAACCGGAGAAUUAAUAUAUAAUUGGUUUAUAAAUAGAAAAUACAAUUCAUCUCAAUAA
Messenger RNA from Strongyloides ratti, 1113 nucleotides. RefSeq names its product Homeodomain-like-containing protein. The coding region runs from base 1 to 1113 and encodes 370 amino acids. Lineage: Eukaryota; Metazoa; Nematoda; Chromadorea; Rhabditida; Strongyloididae. The transcript is spliced from 4 exons. The record is from RefSeq and is a predicted model, not a curated record.